AUGAGAACAUUGCAAAAGGGCCAGGACCUACAAGAGCUUGUUAAAGGGGUAGAGAAAUUUCCUUAUGACUCUCCCACCUGGCUAUGGGGAAACAAGGAUGCCCUCCUGGGCUAUGACCAUGACUACAGGGAGGUAAUCCUGGGGAGAUCAGACCCAAAGUCUCAUGGAUCUUACAGAUUCCUGGCUCCUUGGAUUGGGUAUGGCCUGCUCCUGUUGAAUGGGCAUAUGUGGUUCCAGCACUGGCAGAUGCUGACCCCACCGUUCCCCUAUGACAUUCUGAAACCCUAUGUGGGGCUCAUGGCCGACUCUGUCCAAGUGAUGCUGGACAAAUGGGAGGAGCUCACUAGACAGGACUCACAUCUGGAGACCUUUGGACACAUCUCCUUGAUGACCCUGGACACCAACAUGAAGUGCGCCUUCAGCCACCAGGGCAGCGUCCAGACAGACAGGAACUCCCAAUCCUACAUCCAGGCCACUGGGGACUUAAACAAUCUGUUUUUUUCUUGGAAGACGAAUGCCUUCUACCAGAAUGACAUCAUCUACAGGGUGACCCCUGAUAGACACUUGAGCCACCAGGCCUGCCAGCUUGCCCCUCAACACACAGUGGAAAAGCUGAGAAAGGCUCACCUGCAGAAGGAGGGAGAGCUGGAGAAAGUCAGGAAGAAGAGGCACUUGGAUUUCCUGGACAUCCUCCUCUUUGCCAAAAUGGAGAAUAGGAGCAGCUUGUCUGACAAGGGCCUCGAUGCAGAGGUGGACAUGUACAUGUUCAAGGGCCAUGACACCACAGCCAGGGGCAUCUCCUGGAUCCUCUAAGUUCUGGCCGCACACCCAUCACACACAAGGUGA
This is a messenger RNA of Ceratotherium simum simum (southern white rhinoceros), 846 nucleotides long. The record is from RefSeq and is a predicted model, not a curated record. NCBI's taxonomy places the organism in Eukaryota, Metazoa, Chordata, Mammalia, Perissodactyla, Rhinocerotidae.